Molecule: messenger RNA, 3949 nt
Organism: Electrophorus electricus (electric eel)
Lineage: Eukaryota; Metazoa; Chordata; Actinopteri; Gymnotiformes; Gymnotidae
Gene: pard6a
Product: par-6 family cell polarity regulator alpha
Biological process (GO): establishment or maintenance of cell polarity; centrosome cycle; regulation of cellular localization
Cellular component (GO): nucleus; cell cortex; apical plasma membrane
Molecular function (GO): protein binding
Source: RefSeq, a predicted model, not a curated record
AGCUGCGCGCUCGUCAGCGUCCCCGCUGCUGCCCGCAAAUGCGCGUACGAGGACUCGACUCACUGGCUUCUCGGUUCAGCUUCGCGUACGCUGCUGCUGACUACUACACGACGACCAACAUGUCAAGAAACCAGAGGACGCCGCUCAAAAACGCCGACAACGUGGUCGAGGUGAAGAGCAAAUUUGAAGCAGAAUACCGUCGAUUCGCGCUGCAGAGGAGCAGUGCCAGCGGCUUCCAGGAGUUCUACCGCCUGCUGCAGAACGUGCACCGCAUCCCUGGUGUGGACGUGUUGCUCGGCUAUGCCGACGUCCACGGCGACCUACUGCCCAUCAACAACGACGACAAUUUCCACAAGGCUCUGUCGUCCGCCAGCCCCCUGCUACGAGUUAUCAUCCAGAGAAGAGAUGUGAACGAACCUGUGGUCUUCGGUACGAACUCUCUGCAGAGGAGGAAGAAGGGUUUGGGAGGCCUGCGUUCUGUCCAGCAGAAGAACAAGCCAGCGUUGCUGAUUGGCCUGCCGCAGGACUUCCGCCAGAUCUCCUCCAUCAUCGACGUGGACAUCCUGCCUGAGACUCACCGCCGCGUGCGUCUGCACAAGCACGGAACCCACAAGCCCCUGGGCUUCUACAUCCGGGACGGCGUCAGCGUCCGCAUCACGCCCCAAGGGGUGGAGAAAGUACCAGGCGUCUUCAUCUCGCGCCUGGUGAGGGGAGGCCUGGCCGAGAGCACGGGCCUGCUUGGUGUGAAUGACGAGAUCCUGGAGGUUAACGGCAUCGACGUGGACGGGAAGUCGCUGGAUCAGGUGACGGACAUGAUGGUGGCCAACAGCCACAACCUCAUAGUGACUGUCAAGCCGGCAAACCAGCACAAUAACGUGGUGCACCGUGGCAGCAAAGCCUCGGCCAGUAACAGCUCUGCCGGCUCGGGAGGCUCCACCCUCUCUCAGGACUCCAUCCUCAGCCCAGCCUCCCAACCCAUUAGCCAGUAUAGUAACAGCAACAGCGUGGCAGAGGGCGACAGCGAUGACGAAGACACCGACCUCAUCAUCGAGAGUGACAACCUGCCCACUUACACACCCCACCGCCUAACUAAUGGGAACGGUGGUCAUAGCAACGCUCUCUCAUCAGGCGCCUUUGGGCACAAGCCCCUCCCCCAGAGCGUCUCAUUGCCUAGCAGCAGCUCUCUGUCGGACAGCAAGGCGUCGCUCAGCUCGCUGACCACACCCACGCACAAUGGCAGCCCGAUCAAGAUGAGCAGCAGCCAAGAGAGCAUGAGAGAGGAUGGAAACCUCAUCACGUUGUGAAGCCGAACCCCCCCCGCCCGGCAUGAUCUAAUCCCACUAGACACCUGCUCUUUAGGAACUGUUGGUGCACAACUUGAGUAAAUAAAGUAAAGAGAAAACGCACUGUUUAGUGGUACCAUCUCUCCAGUCCCAGAACAUCCAGAAGAUGGUGGGCUGAGGACUUUCCAAGCUAAAGGGGUAGUACUGGUACUGGUAGUAUUGGUGUUGGGAACAGCAGACAGGGCCCUGAUGCUCUUCACACGUGGGCUCUUUACACAUGGGCUCUUCACCUCAUGGAAGUGCCUUAUGGCUCUGUCCUUCCCUCAUGCCUUAUGUUCUCUUUUUUUUCAUUGUCAUUUGAUCUCGUGCCUGGCCAAAAAAGGUUUUCCAUCUCAUAGACUGAGAAACUCUUAACACUACGCCAAAUGGAUGAAGGAACAUGCAUAUUAUUCACUCGGUAUGUUAGGCACUAAGGAGAUACCUAAUCCAAUCACUAGGUGUAUUGUAGAUGUGGCUGGGUCUGUCUUCACUCUGCAGUUACACUUGCUCGUCCUGAAAUGGAGACUCCUCUUCAGUUUAUGUGAUGAUUCCUGCAUGUCAAAAAUGCCAUAGUAGAAUUGGUGAUAAUAAUGAUAAAGAAUAGUAGUAUAAAAGUCUAGUCAAACUGUCUUGAUCACCGAUGUGUUAUACAGCUGUGGCUUUUCUACAAAGGGCUCUGAGAGUUUGUUAGGGCACACCACGUCAGGUUCACGCACAUCAUCGACUGUACGCUCUAACUGUGGUCCCAGUAGUUGUAAAAUCAUUGUAAUAGUCUGUCUUGCAUUUCCGUCUUCUCUAAAAGAUGUCUUCGGCAGAGUCACAUGUAGGUAAUAUGUUAUCCUGUCCUUUCAGACACGGUUCAGCCUUAUAGAACUGCUUUGUGUUGUGGAUUCCAUGGCAAGGUACAUGACAUGUUUGCAUGGUGGUGCACUUGGAGGAUCUCAGCUGGGCCUACCAUCACCUGGGUUAUGAUUAGAACGCGAGUGGAAUGAUGUGAAUAUCUGUGCCUCUCGCACUGAUGACAUUUAAGCAGCCGAGUUCUCUAUCACUUCCUGCUAUCAAAUUCUGCUCUUUCGAGUAGCAGUUUCCCACGGCACUCAGCGUGAUUGUCGCCGUGUGCGAGUUUGUGUGUAUGAAGUGUAGGCAUCAGCCCUUGUCUCAAAUGCAUGUUCUGGCUCCUCAGUUUCACCCCGCUUCCCUGUUCUCGUAAUCUCUCACUUGCCUCCAGCUUCUUCCGAGUGCCGUGGACCCUGGGAUAGCUGCAUAGCUGGAGGAGCAGGCAGGCUCUCCGUUUGAAGCUGGCCAUCUACAUUUACUCUCCUGGGGUUGUUAUUCAUUCCCCCCAUUGGUGUAACUACCACCAAGACAUGGCUUCACCAAGAUCGUGACCUCUCGUGAACUCAGUUGUUUUUGUGCUCACAUGCUGUGUGUUUCUGUACAGAAAAAAAAAUAGGAAAUUCCUUUUUUUUUCUUCUUUUUUUUUUUUGAAAAGGCCAAAAUUCUGCACAACUGGGACUUUGUUCAUAGAGUCCACAGAGUCCACUUAUGGAUACUUCAGCCGAAAGUGUGUGCAUGUCUGUGUGGUGACCCUUCAUUCAGGCAGACGGAUAAGACUACCUGAUUAAUGGGAUAGGUGGAACCAGAUGCAAAGCAGGAAAUAAAGGAGAAAACACAAGGAAGUGAUGGAUAAUGGAUAAAUAAAAUAUAUCAUUACUAAUAUAAUUGAAUUUUCAUCAACUUGCUAACUGUUAAUGGCCAUGUGAAGGUUUCAGAUAAUCAUGGAAAAGUGACUGCACUGUAGCCAUCAGAUGCAUGUAGUAAGCCAAGGCUGUAUUGAGCCCUUGGAGGUGCAGAUUCAUCUCUGGUAUCUUAUCCCUUUCCACUUCGUCAGCAGAACAUGUUUGUCACUUUUUACCUAGUACAAAUUAUUCCUAAAGCAGAGAAGGUCCCUCGUGACAUACCUGGCAAUAACAUCUGCAGUUCUGAGACAGUAACUGGUUAGAGUGAGCUUCUAACAAAAAAUGAACACAACCAUAGACAGAGCGCAUUUAGAAGGCAGGUGGUCAAACUGUAAGGGGAAUUUGGGGACAUUAAGAUUUGUGAUCCUGCUCUGGUUAUAAUAUUUAUAAUAUAAAGAGGUUUUAUUGUUAUUCUUAGAAGGAACUUGAUGCAAUGUACUGUUAUCAGUUUCCAAUGGACAGAGAUUUAUAUUCUCUUCAUUUAGUGUCUCCAUUUACAGUUGAUAUUAGCACACACAUCGGAAAUACAACAAUCGCCACCACACAAAUGACCAUAUGUACUGAGCAUAAUUUUUUAAAAUAUGUAUGUAUAUGUAUAUACAAAUAUGAGAUAAUGGACAAUUUUGUAAACUGGGAGCCCUUUUUAUUAAAAGAGCAUUUUAUAAAUGUGUAAAAUAUGGAAAGUUAUUUUUCUUAUUCUUGUACUUUUGUAUGUAUAUUAGAAUCCAGAACAGAACGUUUCUAUUUCUUUUGCGUAAGAGAAACCAAACUGAAAUCUGAAGAAACCAGUGGUUUUAUUUUAAUCAGAUGGGUGAAGUGUAUAAUACUGUGAAGGCUAUAUGCUGAUUCUGAAGUGUUCUAUGGAGCUAAUAAAAUAUUUAAAAUGAU